Exophiala spinifera is the source of this 4734-nucleotide messenger RNA. RefSeq lists its product as uncharacterized. Bases 1 to 4734 code for a protein of 1577 amino acids. The record is from RefSeq and is a predicted model, not a curated record. NCBI's taxonomy places the organism in Eukaryota, Fungi, Ascomycota, Eurotiomycetes, Chaetothyriales, Herpotrichiellaceae. The transcript has a single exon.
AUGGACAGACAUGUCUCCUCCAAGGCUGACGAGUCCAAGUUGAAGUCGUCCAAUGCAACUCCCAGGCCUGUGACAAAACCUUCUGCCCCGAGACUGUCGACUUCUUCCAGACCCUCGACAACGGCUUCUGCAGCCAAGGCGAGUGUCGGCGGCUCUCUGAGCAAACCACCUGCACGCCCAACAACCACGUCUACGGCUCGAAGACCUACGAGUACGUCUACCUCGUCCACGACCGCCCAGACCAGCCAUGCAACGAAGCCGUCCGUCAGCUCUAUCGAUGAGAGGGCCUCUGGCGAUGAGAAGAGAAAGGAGGGGAUCUCAGCACGGCCCAAGAGGAUGUCAUUGGCUUCAAACACCAGUGCUGACCGAACUGCGACGUCCAAGACCGUCAGCGCAACGCCAGCUCGGCGGACCACUCUUCAGCCAACCACCACCCGAGCCAGUGCUGCCAGCCCGGUUGGCAGUAGGAAAGUACCCGCGACUCCUAGUACCUCACGGACAACCCCCAGCACCACUGCGCGUUCAAGGCCUCUGGCGACAGUAGCCUCGCGAAACAUUGGGGCCAGCGGUCUUGCUGAGAAGAAGCGUCUGAGCACGAUACCAGCGUCCCCUGCCACCAAGCCAAGUGCGGAAGAAGCAGAACAUAAUAAGGAAAAUGCAGUUGGGCCGACCGAGCACAAACCUGUCCGACCUGCGCUGGGUUCUAGAAAGUCCACUCGCUCUGUCCUGAUUGAGCAGCAGAUACGUGAGUUCGAACUUGUCAACAGUAUGCUUCAAGCGGCCAUGGCUUCGGAUGGGGCGGACGAAGAAGAGAAGCACAACAUCUCCGAGGAAGCUGCAGCAACGAUCUCCAAGCUGAAGUCUGACCUUGCGAAAGUACGAGAAUUUGAGAGGACUCAUGGUCGUCUUCCAACCAACGCUGAGCUUGAGGAAGCUACCUCUGUCACAGCAGAAAGUGGUACAAACUCUCCAAUUCGCGAAACUCUUAGCCAAGGUGAAGAUGCGGGACUUGACGUCUCGGUCUUGCAGACUGAGCUCGCUCAGAGCAAGGAAGAGGUUAGCAGUCUACAUUUGCAGCUAGCUGAGCUCAAGACGAAGCUGGAGGAGUUUAGCAAGAGUGCAGAAGAAGAGUCUCGUGCGGUGCAGGCUGCGGCUGAGUCGACAGAGAAGGACCAUGCUACCAAAAUUCAAGAGCUAAUAGCACUUAACGAAGGGAAACUCGGCGAGGUGGAAAUCGCUCACAAGGCGAAGCUGGACGAAUUAGCAAACGAUCGACAAUCCGAGGUGGAUGCACUCACGCAAAAACUCUCGGGCCAGGUGGCGGCCAAAGAAGCAGAGGCCAGUCAACUGAGGGUAGAGCUCGAUGAAUUGCGGAUUUCGGGAUCCUCCAAGGAGUCUGCAAACCAAAGCGAGCUGGAACGACUAAAGUCAGAGCUUGAAGAACUCCGUGCUGCAGCAAACAAGGAGAAGCUGGUGAAGGAUGCUCAAAUAGAAAAGCUCAAACUCGAUCUCGAGACCAAGAAGAUUGAAUCAGACAGUGUGAGCGCAAGCGAGUUCGUACCCUCUCCGAGCAUCUCGCCAACCCAAAGCAUGGAGCUUGAAGAGGCACAAAAGAAACUAGAGGCCGCGCAGACUCGUCAUCAAGCCGCCAAAGAGAACGCGAAAACCAAAAUUGCACGACUGCAAGAGGAGUUUGAGACGAAGAGCCGAACCCUUGAAUCCCAGCACAAAGAGGAGCUCGAAAUGCUCAGAGAAAAGCUCGCUCAGACUGAAGCAGCUUCUGCUGAGAAACAGAAACUGGUCGAGCAGCAAGAGGAAUCCCACGCAAAGCUCAAUGAGGAAAUGUCUCAACAGGACCAAGCAAUGCAAUCUCUGAAGCAGCAACUGAUCGACCUUCAGCAAGUAAAGGACGAAGAGAGAGAGGCUCAGGCCGCCACGAUAGCCGAGUUGCAAGAAAAGCUGCAAGGCCUCGAACAGCAGAAGGCCGAUGACCUCGUGGCUGCACAAAACGCACAUCUCGAGAAGGUACGGGAAAUCGAGGAUCAACUGAAUGCUACCAAACAAAGUUUGCAGGGCGCGGAAGAAUUACACAAGAGUCAACUGGAAGAAUCAUUGCGACAGUCGUCUGAGGAGUUGAGCAAAGCCAAAGCUGAACUUCAAGAGGCGAAAGCCGACCAUACAAGCAAGCUUGAGGCCCUGCAAGCAGAACUUCAGAAGUCCUUGGAUCAAGCUGGUACGACGCAAGGUGACCACGAAAAGGCCGUUUUAUCAUUGCAAAGCGAACUGGAUGAGGCAAAGACUGCUCUUACCGACGCACUCGAGAAACAUGAGAAACUUCUGCAAACCCAUGAGGCUGAGGGUAAUACUGCCAAAGAAGAGCUGGCUCUUUUGAAGGCUACUCACGACGAAGAGUUACAGCAAGCUCAUUCUGAGGCACUGGCAAAGCACGAAGAGGGGAUUGCCGGGCUGAAGGUGACCCAUGCUGGGGAGGUGCAACAACUGGAGGAGAAACUCCAUUCUUCUCAAAAGGAAAUAUUGACCCUUAAGGAGAGUCAUGCAUCCCGAAUUCAGGAGCUAGAAGAACAGAUGAAGGCGUCUUUGGCUGGUCUGGAAAGCCUCGAAGCUGGCCAUAUCGCAGAACUUGAUCGCGUCAAGGUUGCUGCUGAAGAAGGUCAUCAGAAAGCAAUCGAAGAAACCGAAAGAGCCCACGUAGAGCGUGUCCGCCAACUUGAGCAGCACCUCAACGCGGUCGAGGCCGAAUUGUCGAACAUAAAGGCUCGACACUCCGAAGAGCUUGCCGAGAUGGAGAGACGAAGAGUUCUGGAUCAGGAGGUUGCUAUGAGUGCUCUUAAUGAGUCCCAUGCAAACAGAAUCACAGAAUUAGAGGCACAGCUCAAAUCUGCCCAGGAAUCCUUGGAAUCUAGCAAAGCCGAACACACCGCACAACUACAAACAUUGGAAGCAGACAUUGCUUCUCGCCAUACUCACACCAUUGAAUCGUUGAAAUCCACCCAUGCUGAGCUUCUCAAAGAGGCCGAAUCCAACGCCAAAGCCAACCAAGAGAAGGCUAUAGAAGAAGCACGUGCUUCAUUAACAGAAGAGAAACGACAGCUUGAAAUGCAGACCAACGCUUUACAGUCCGAUCUGGACGGCACCCGGUUCCAACUUCAGAGCUUAAGGGGCAUCUUGCAGUCGAUGGACGAAGAGAGCAAGUCCAAGGAGUCAGAGCACGCCGAAGCCCUCGAAAAGAUGGAACAAGAAUUGUCGAUGGCCAUACAGAAAGUGGCUGAGAAAUCCACUCAAGUCAUGACACUUCAGUCCCACCACGACCAGACCCUCGCUGAGGUCAAGCAAGUUCUACAGACCAAGGCUCAGGAAGAGCUCGAGAGCCUCCGUAGUGAGCACGAAAAAGCACUAGCAGAUCUUCAGGCUACCUUGGAGAAGGAACAUAAGCAGGCUCUUGACAGAAUCAUGGAGGACCAUGCCAAGUCGAGCGAAGCUGACCAGGAAAAGAACAAGUUGCAACACGAGGACUUGGAGAGGAGAAUGAAAGAGGUGCAUGAUGCCCAAAUGGACGAGAUCAUGAAAACGCUGGAGAACCAAUGGAAGUCUCAAGUGGACCAACUGGAAGAGGCAAAUGCGGCCGUCAGUGCCCGCCUCGCCCAGGCCACGACGGACCAUGCGGGAGCAAUGGAGUCUCUGAAUUCUGAUCAUGAAGCGGCACUCUCGAAGCUACAAGCAGAGCUGGAUGUUGCUCGCCAGGCCUCCGAAACACCAAAGGAUACCACCGAACUGGAUGAAUUGAGGGAUCAGCUCAUUCAGUCUCGCCAGCAACUCGAGCAGCUUGAACAGGAACAUCAGAAGACUAUGGCAGCAGCACUCGAAUCGCAUGAGUCUUCCAUGACAGUAGUGAAGCAGGAACUUGAGACAGCGAGGAAGUCUCUCGAAGAUCGUCCAGACCGUGCCCAACUUGAGGAACUGAGAACCAAAUAUGUUCAAGCACAAUCCUCUCUGGACGAGUUGCAUGUUAAGCACGAGCAAGCGUUACGCGAAUCCCAGGCUGGAUAUGAUGACAUGAUCGAGAAACUUUAUGCCGAAUUGAACGAGGUCAAGAAGGGUGCUGAAGAUAUGCCCAGUGCAACGGAGCUUCAGAACGUCAGGGCGGAGCUCGAAGGUUUCAGAAAGACCAUCGCCUCGUUACAAGCCGAACUGGAAGGCGCCAUGCUGGAGAUCGAGACCCAACGAGGGAUGGCUGAGGACGCCCAAAAGGAAGUCAACAAACUCAAGCAAGCUCAGAAGGAGGUCGUCUUGCCAAGUCCAAAGCCUCGGGGCAAGAGUCGCAGCCCGCGGAGAAAAUCAAUGAACCCGCUCACUCCGACAGGUCCAAAGAAGGGUCUCGAGUCAAGCAAGUGGGCUACUCCUGAAGAUGCAGUUCCUGCAGAAGAGCAUAUUGGCGAAACCUCCACCAGCGGCUUGAGAGGAGCUGUGGCUUCCCAGGACAAUGACGAUGGUGUCCCCUCGGAGGAAGCAUCCAUCCCGCCUGUCGAGUCCACUCCAACAGCUCCUAAACGCAAUGUGGCCGGUCAAUUGGCGGGUAUCCACGAAGAGAUCAAGCAAUUGAGUGAGCUCAGUGACGAGAUGUUUGAUGACCAUCAGAAGAUGGCUAGAACGUUGAACAAGGUUGAUGAUACCACAGCGACCACGGUCGAUGUUGAAGAGCAGGGCGAUGAAUGA